This is a messenger RNA of Nematostella vectensis (starlet sea anemone), 2000 nucleotides long. RefSeq lists its product as uncharacterized. Bases 275 to 940 code for a protein of 221 amino acids. The record is from RefSeq and is a predicted model, not a curated record. The transcript has 6 exons. NCBI's taxonomy places the organism in Eukaryota, Metazoa, Cnidaria, Anthozoa, Actiniaria, Edwardsiidae.
GUGAGGGAGAAACUCUUCCGCUUCAAUUAACUCACAGCCGGAAGAAACCGUGGAUGUAAUAUGGUCGUUCCGCAAUCCUACAAAGUUAUCUAAAUCUGGGGAACUUUGAAAAUUACAUAAUGGGCAGAUAAAAAUAGCUAUCGUUUAGGUAUAUAGUAGGGCGAAGUAAUCGUACCGCAACACUGAUCACAUCCAAAAAGGAGUUAUAUUUUAGAGGUGAAAAAAAAAAUCAAGACAACUCAGAAAGUUUUCUGCAUUUCAAGAAAUCAAGAACAUGUAUUUGAUCCUGGUAACCCUCCUCUCGCUAGUUUACAUUCAAAGCCAUGCAGCUCCACUCAUCUCAACGGAGCCUGUUAUUGAGUUUACCAUCCCACUCGUAGAAAACGGAAAGGACAGCGUUGAAAAGAUUCGCCUAGAUGCCAAGUCUAAUUCCGCAUUGUUCUCUGUCCCUUCUGUUCAAGGGUCAAAUGCAGGAGACAUUAUGGAGGAUUUCAAUAAGAAACUAACUCUGAUCCGAGUGCCUUAUCUUCGCGCUUGCUUCGUUUCACGAGGAGUCUCCGAUGCUUCGUCCCUCGCGGCACUGAAAUUAGGCCUGGGACUGAAUGAGUUUCAGGCUGGCGAAGGUGUUGAUGUUUCUAAGCUGACAAAAGAAACAAACACUUGGAAAGUUAGCUCGCUGCUGGUAGACCGCCGCCUGUUAAGUCAGGGGAUGGAUUCUCUUUGCGCCCGCUUUCCUAUCUACUUUGCUAGGCAACUAGUCACAUCUGCCACCGAUGAAAACCAAGCAGACAAAGAGCAAGACGAAAGCCAAAGCAUGCGCAGAAAGAGGAGUCAGAAUUGUGUUGGAACAGUAUGCAGAUAUAUAUGGGUAUUUAGAUGGAACGCGGCAACAAAUUCAUAUUGGAAAAAAUUAGUGAGACGUUGUGAUUCUCUUUGUUAGUGGAGAUUAUCUGGCCAAUUUCACUAGGACACAAAGGAAGUAAUCACCCUUAAUACACUAGAGAACUACAAUCCUUAUCAAAUCAUGAGACAUUUUACACGCGCUUAGUAGUCGUCCUUUAAUCUUCUACUUCCUAGUGAGAACCAAACCCUUAUGCGACCUGAUAUUGAACACACAUGGAAACGCCUUUAUCGAUUGAAAAACAUUUAUUAACAUUAUUUAAAGCAAUUUUUUUAAAGUUGUAUUUAUUUUAGGUAAAAUUAUCACGUCACUCGUCACACUUGUAGCUGGAUCAUAACAUAAGUAGCCCAGACCAGAGGUUUGUGUAUAUAAGAUGUAUACAACAGCAAUGCGGCAAUGAAAAUAUCAAGUUAAGGAAUUCAGUUAAAGUGUUUCUCAUAAAAUUCCCUGAAACUUUGCAUGUGGUCAGAUCUGAUUGGUUGAAAAGACCUUUUUAUGCACUGGAAUGCACAAACCAUUGGCUUGGGUUACCUGUGGUUGCAUAACCACCAGGGCCCGGUUUCUCGAAAGCAGGUUAGCGCUUAUAACUCAUAAUGAAAAGGACGGAAAGAAUGGGUUACCUGUGGCAAAAUUGCGAAGGAGGGAGACUAAGGAGAAGUAGAGAGGGAAUGGGGCGGGGAGAGGGGGAGAAGGUCCCCUUUUCCACUGCAGCGCUUCCGGUUUGUCACUUCCGUUUUUUUUUUUGCCACAGGAAACUCAAUCCUUUUUUUUGUCUUUAUCUGCUCUUGGAGAUUCCUGCGGAGGAAGCUAGUUAGCGCUUAUUCACGGAUAAUAAGGUUAUCGAGACAUUUGAUUGGAUAACAACCUUUUAUUUCUGGGUUAGCGUUAACCUGCUUUAUAGAAACCCGGCCCAGAUGCCCAAAUUUGUACGGAAUCGAGUCAAAAUGCAAUUUUGCGAUUUUUAAACUAAACGUUUUAUUAUGAAGUUUCAUGUUAUACAUGAGUAUUAGGAUAAAGUGUAAAUAAGCGAGAGUGCUCGUUUUUAUAAAUGUGAAAAUGAUGUAAAGACAUUUCUUUAAUAUAAAUAUAUGUAAAUCAA